AUGUCUAAUCUGGAUGAAGCAGCCCAUCAACUGUCCAGAAGUGGGACAAGCCUCUAUGCAGUGCUAGAGCUUAAGAAGGGUGCCUCGCCUGAGGAUGUGAAAAAGUCCUACAGGAAACUGGCCUUGAAGUAUCAUCCAGACAAGAAUCCAGGAGAUCCUCAAGCCGCAGAAAUAUUCAAAGAGAUCAACACAGCCCACGCUGUACUGAGUGACCCUGUAAAGCGGAAAAUCUAUGACAAGCAUGGAUCACUGGGAAUCUAUAUAUAUGAUCACUUUGGCGAAGAUAGCGUCAGAUACUAUUUUAUAGCAAAUAGUUGUUGGUUCAAGACACUAGUCCUCCUCUGUUGCCUGCUCACCGGUUGCUGUUGCUGUUGCUGUUGUUGCUUUUGCUGUGGAACACUCAGACCACCAACUGAGGAAGUAGUCAAGAGAAACAAUCAAGAAAAUGUCCGCCGUCAACCUCCAAGAUCAGGUGAGCAUGGCAGGCAGGGGCUGAGGUGCUAA
Elephantulus edwardii (Cape elephant shrew) is the source of this 504-nucleotide messenger RNA. RefSeq names its product DnaJ (Hsp40) homolog, subfamily C, member 5 gamma (gene DNAJC5G). The transcript has 4 exons. NCBI's taxonomy places the organism in Eukaryota, Metazoa, Chordata, Mammalia, Macroscelidea, Macroscelididae. The record is from RefSeq and is a predicted model, not a curated record. Bases 1 to 504 code for a protein of 167 amino acids.